Molecule: messenger RNA, 2037 nt
Organism: Ahaetulla prasina
Lineage: Eukaryota; Metazoa; Chordata; Lepidosauria; Squamata; Colubridae
Gene: MSTO1
Product: misato mitochondrial distribution and morphology regulator 1
Exons: 14
Coding region: 192-1901 (569 amino acids)
Biological process (GO): mitochondrion distribution
Cellular component (GO): cytoplasm
Source: RefSeq, a predicted model, not a curated record
UUCAAUCGCGCGCGACGGACGGCAACCUUAAGAUCGGCAUUCGCGCCUGCGCAGACUGAACCUUAUUAUUUUUAUUUAUUUUUUUUAAAACCCUUCCCCACCCAGUUCCCUUCCCUCAACUUCUUCAACGGCCCGUCUUGCCUAUGUAGGCCCUCUCCGUAGAGCCGGAGUCCGACCCGUGAAAGGAGGGCAUGUCGGGGGUCCGCGAGGUGGUGACGCUUCAGCUGGGCCCCUACGCGGGGAGCGUGGGCGCUCACUGGUGGGGCCUUCAGGAAGCUCUGUUCUCAUCCAAUUCCGCGGCUUCAGGUUUAGACGAAGCAAUUCAGCAUGAUGUCCUCUUCCGAACGGGGAGGACCCUGCAGGGCCGCGAGACGUUUACCCCCCGUCUCAUCCUUAUGGACCUCAAAGAGAGUCUCACCUCUUUGAAACAGGAGGGAUACCUGUAUGAAGACCCGAAAACAAACAUCCCUAUAGCUUGGAAGGGGAACCUCACACGGCACCAGCAAGACCCAGUGCCUCCCAGUCCCGUUUUGGAAGGCCUCAACCAGCCUGAGGGUGACAGGUUUUCCAAUGGCGACGUUGCCUCCAACAGCCUCCCUGGUGGAAAGUCGCAGCGGCUCCCCAAGCCGCUGGCGUCGAAGAGCCCGGCACCUGCUUGGUCAGACUUCCUCCGCACCAAUCUCCACCCGCGUACCAUCCUGACCAUCCAUGAAUACAACCGCGAGGAGGAAUCAAACCGGCUGGAGGCAUUCGGACAAGGAGAGAAACUCCUGCAGGAUGGCCGGUACCUUGAGGAGCUGGAGGAUCGGCUGCACUUCUACGUCGAAGAGUGUGAUUACUUGCAGGGGUUUCAGCUGCUCUGCGACCUCCACAACGGCUUCUCGGGCGUUGGGUCCAAGGCAGUGGAGCUGCUGCAGGACGAAUACGCGGGAAAAGGCAUCUUGACUUGUGGGCUGACGCCUGUGCUUCAAUCCAGUCUCCCACAUCGGCAUUUCUACCGGCUGAUGAACACAGCUCUGGGCAUCGUCCGUUUGUCCAGCCAGAGUUCGCUCUUCUGUCCUUUGUCGCUCCACGGGAGCCUGGGGCUCAAACCGGGCAGUCCGGUGGCGCUACCGUACCUCCACUACGAGCCAUCUCUGGAUUACCACACGAGCGCCAUUCUCGCCACCGCUCUGGACACGCUGACCAUCCCCUACCGGCUCCAGACGUCGGACUUCACCAUUUCCAACCUGACCGAAACCCUGAAUUUUUCCGGAAGGAAGGUCGCAGAGGCUUCGGCCGCCAUGCCCUUCCCCGUGGCGGAAGACCAGUCCCUUCCCGACGCCUUGUACAACCAACAACCCAGCACGGCUUGGUAUCCAUUGUCGUCUUGUGGCAACCGAAGCGAUGCCGGCUGCUUUGCUCAGUCGGUUGUGUUGCGAGGGAUCGGCAAACGGCAGCAAGUGAGCAACGCCCCGCCGGGAACCGAACCCAAGUCCAUCCUCCACAUGUGUGAGACAGGCCAGGAAGUGCUGUCCCGUUACUUACACACUGUCUCCCCCCGGACGCUGAGCACCUCGCUUUUGCUGCAAGGGCCCUGCAAGCUGUUGGCUCCGUACCCCCAGUUUUUCUCACCUUUCCUGAACAAGCAUGGAUCCCUCUUGGAGAAGCCGUUGUUCGGCCCAGCAAAGGUCGAAAGCAUCCCCGUCUUAGCGGCCUUCCAAUCCUCGGCGGAAUUAUACCAAACCCUGGGCGACUUUUACCGAGAGCUGCACGGAACGGACUUGCGACGGUGGGAGAGUUUCUUUUCCGCCGGGGUGGAGAUGGAUGACUUCCGAGAGGCGCUGGACGAGCUGCGGACGCUGUCCCUCUGCUACAAGAAAAGCAGCCUGGACGAAAAUUCGGACGACGAUACGGACUGAGCUGCUUUUCGGAGACCGCCGCGGACGCCUCUCGGCUCGGCUCGCGUUUGAAAUCAAAGAGAAAUAAAACUUUGCCGAGGACGCCUCCUUUGCGUGUUUUUGAGGGACGGGAGGGUGGGAGAAUUUUGGUUUAAAA